AUUGUUUUGACCUUGAAAACCAUUUUUUAGGUUAAACAGUUUGGUUCCGUUACCGGGAACUCAAGUAAAUUUGCUAUUCAUCCAAAGAUAGUAAUAAUUUUUGUUAAUAUUCGCUUGUUUUCAGUUUAUACCUUCAUCAUGGCCGAAAUUUACCAAUCAACACAGUUGAGGACAACCAAGUUGGAGAUGGCUUUGCCAUGCAAAAUAAAAAGGGAAGAAUAGCCAUGAUAAUGAGAAACAGAGAAAAAUGGAGAAUGUACAUCGAUAUAUUGGUACCGCAACUAUCAGUACAAAAACUGAUUAUAACGGAUCUGUACGAAACAGUUCCGGAAUAGGACGUUCAGAUACACCAGGUUCGAAAACCAAACUGAGGUGAUUUCGGAUCCGAUUGGAGGAGUUAGAAGAAUAACGCCGGACCUUCCCGGAACUAAGGAGUAAAAUUUACAUUCGAUAUAAUACAAAACUUCGAAUAGAGGAAGAUAUGUUCAUUCAAUUGAAAGUCAAAAAUAGGUCCGGAGAUCAAGCAGAUGUGAUUCUUGGGUGAUCCGAAUCUAAACGCAAAAAUCUAAAAAAAACAGGUCCGAGCAAAGAGAUACGAGAUUUUCUUCACGGGCUGGAAAAGAUCCGGAUCUGCCCGAACAGGUAAGGAAUUACCUUACUAAAUUGUAAAAUUUCACAGGAGAAGAAUGAAGAUUAGGAAGAACAUGGGUAAAACACCCACGAGAUUGCUUACAAAGAUACCACACCUAACAAAUGAAAAAGAAAAGAUAGCUGCGGGAUGGAAUAGACACGAGAAAGGAAGGUUCAUUAAUAACUUUGGACAAUUAUACAAAUAUUUUCGGAAGCAAUCAUUGGACCGAAGGCAUCAGAAGCCACGAGAUCAAAUGCUGAAGAACUAGAAAUUAUCAUUGACUUCCCAAAUAAGAAGGUUUACGUUGGUCGAGACUCGACACCAAAUUUAAAGGUAAGGUGAUUAAACUUUUACAUGCUAAAAAAAAUUGCUUUGCUUGCCUCCAUGCUAACAUAGCAGGUGUACCACCGGAGGAAAAGGUUUAUAUGCUCAAUAUUGACCCGUGGUAUAAUCCGGUCAAGCAAAAGAAGAAACUAGAGUCAAAUAAUAAAAGAUAAAGUUACAAAACUUUGAAAGAUCGGUUUAGUCCGAAAAGUUGAAUCAUUCGAACUUGCUAUCUAACAACAACGCAUCAUUACUUUCAAAAUUUCGAGGAGAAAGAUGAUUGCCGGUACACAAAAUUAUCUCGAAUGUCUCGGCAAAUGCAAUUUUAAUUCAAGAAGAUAAAGGUACACAUUCUCCUAUCUAUUAUAAAAUGCUCUUAGAUACGGAAACUACAUAUCUACAUUUUGAUAAGUUGGCAUUAAUUGUAGUUUCCUUAAAUCUAAGGCCUUAUUUUCAAUGUCAUUAAAUUCCCAUAGUCACUAUAUUUUUAUUACGUAAUAUUUUGCAUAAAUAUGAACUGUCAAGAAGGCUAGCUAAAUGAGUAGUCGAACUAAGUGAAUAUGAUAUUAUUUAUCAGCCACGUACGACUAUAAAAUCACAAAUUUAGUAGAUUUCAUGAUUAAUCUUAGCUCGAACAUAUUACCCGAACAUGUUAUUUCUGGGAUAAUUCUCGGGAUCUGGACCUUCCACACAAUUAGGUCCACAAGUACUAAACUUCCCGAGUUAGGGGCAAUGCUUAAUGCCUAUCAGGGAAAGUAGUUAGAUAAUUCAUAAAUGUUAGGGGCAAUGCUUAAUGCCUAUCAAGGAAAGUAGUUAGAUAAUUCAUAAAAGUUAUUUUAUUACUAACAACAAAGCAGGGUAUGAAGCAUAUGCUACAAGGCUUAAAUUAGCUUGGGGACUCAGAGCAAAAAUAUUGAUUUAACGAUUUAUCAAAUCCAAGAAAACUAUGCAGCCCAAGAAAAUCGAGCCGGAUGUGUUAGUCUCAGAUCUACUGCUGAUAUCACUGACUUAGAAAGCAACUCUGGGCACUUAUUCAGAAAUAUCGUUUCCGGAUCAAGCAGUCUCGGGAUCGAGCCAUCUCUUAUUUAGGCGAUUCCUGAUCUAUCAUCAAUUAGAAUGAAAAUGAGGGAAGCUGCUAAGUUGACUAACAUCGGUAAGUUAUUGGAGCGCCGAGGAAAAGAGUUAUUAGGAUCAAGUUAUAAGGAUCCCAUUUCAAGCUUUUCUGAUUUUCAAGAAUUUUCAGUCUCAAACUUGGAGUUCUACUGGAAGAUCAUACUGGAGGAAAUGAAUAUUUCUUUCUCUGUUAGUCCUGAAUGUAUUUUGCGUGAAACUCCGUUGCACCCUGGUGGUCAGUGGCUUCCUGGAGCAUGUUUCAAUCCUGCAGAGAAUUGCUUGAGUUUGAUUGGAAAUAGGAGCAUAAGUGACGUAGUUGUGAUAACUCGCGAUGAAGGAGAUGAUGAGGCACCUGUUACCAAAUUGACUCUUGAGGAACUAAGAUCAGCAGUAUGGAGAGUCGCAUAUGCCAUUGAUACACUGGGAUUGAAAAAAGGAUCUGCAAUUGCCAUAGAUAUGCCAAUGGAUGUCAAUUCCGUGGUGAUCUACUUGGCAGUCGUUAUUGCUGGUUAUAUGGUUGUCUCAAUUGCUGACAGUUUUGCGCCAAAUGAAAUUUCGACGAGACUCGUGAUAUCAAAAGCAAAGGCUAUUUUCACUCAGGAUUUCAUUAGCCGUGGCGGAAAAAAACUACCACUGUACAGCAAAGUCAUUGAUGCUCAAUCACCAAUAGCAAUUGUAAUUCCGAAUAGAAGCUCCACCUCGAGCAUAAAAUUGCGUGAUGGUGACAUUUCAUGGCAUGAAUUCCUAGAAAGAGUAGACGAAUCUAAGAAGUUUGAGUAUAUUGGGGUGGAACUACCUGCUGAAGCAUUCACAAAUAUCCUUUUCUCUUCUGGCACGACAGGGGAACCAAAGGCGAUUCCGUGGACUACCACUACACCCCUUAAGGCAGCUGCUGAUGGAUGGUCCCACUUGAACAUUGGCAAAGGUGAUGUGGUGGCCUGGCCGACUAAUCUUGGAUGGAUGAUGGGCCCUUUCCUAAUUUACUGCACUCUUCUGAAUGGAGCAACCAUGGCCUUACACAAUGGGUCCCCCCUUGGCUCUGGCUUUGCUAAGUUUGUGCAGGAUGCUAAAGUAACUAUGCUUGGGGUGGUCCCAAGUAUUGUGAGGACAUGGAAAUCUACAAAUUGCACUGCUGGUUAUGAUUGGUCAGCCAUCUGCCGCUUUGCCUCCACUGGUGAAGCAUCUGGUGUGGAUGAAUCCCUUUGGCUGAUGGGAAGAGCUCAUUACAAGCCUGUAAUAGAGAUCUGUGGUGGGACAGAAAUUGGUGGUGGAUUUAUUGCUGGUUCGUUGUUGCAACCACAAUCUUUAUCUGCUUUUAGCACAGCAGCUAUGGGUUGUAGUCUAUUUAUUAUUGGCGAAGAUGGGUCCCCUAGACCAUCAGAUGUUCCUGGGAUUGGUGAACUGGCCCUUGGUCCCCUUCUACUUGGGGCGUCGAGCACACUGCUGAAUGCUGACCACUAUGGUGUCUACUUCAAAGGAAUGCCAGUUUGGAAUGGAAAGGUUCUGAGAAGACAUGGAGAUGUAUUUGAGCGUACUUCUAGAGGUUAUUAUCGUGCACAUGGCCGUGCAGAUGACACCAUGAAUCUGGGGGGUGUGAAGGUAAGUUCUGUCGAGAUUGAGAAAGUUUGUAAUGCAGUUGCUGAAACUAUCCUUGAGACGGCAGCUAUUGGGGUACCACCUCCUGGAGGUGGCCCUGAUAAGUUAGUUAUCGCCGUUGUAUUUAAGGAUUCUGAAGGGUCAAAGCACAACUUGAAUUCAUUGAAGUUCUCUUUCAACUCAGCUUUGCAAAAGAAAUUGAAUCCUCUAUUCAAGGUUUCACAUAUAGUAGCCCUCCCUUCCCUUCCAAGAACAGCAACAAAUAAAGUCAUGAGAAGAGUUUUGAGACACCAAUUCUCUCAAAUUGGCUCUAAACUGUGAUCUAUGCAACUAUGUAGGCCCUUGAUUUGACUUGUAAUUAUAUUAGUUUGAUUAGAACUACUAUUAUGAGAAUAAUGAAGUAUUUAAACAAUUAGUCAAUAAUGGUGGGUUAUUCUAUCUGAUUUAAUAUUUGUUUGUUGCUA
Nicotiana tabacum (common tobacco) is the source of this 4128-nucleotide messenger RNA. Its product is annotated as putative acyl-activating enzyme 17, peroxisomal. The record is from RefSeq and is a predicted model, not a curated record. NCBI's taxonomy places the organism in Eukaryota, Viridiplantae, Streptophyta, Magnoliopsida, Solanales, Solanaceae.